GCUUAAGUGAGUCAUGGACAUCGACAACCAGAGCGAGGACGGAGAGAUCAAGAAGAGUCCGUUGAAAGAUAUGGGUGACUUGUACAGGUUUAAAGAUCGACCAGCCAUGAUACGACGACGAGGAGUUUUCGUGCGCAAUCAAGUGUGAGAGAAUGUUCGAGGCGUUCUCGAAUGGAAUGCGUUACCUUGAUGUACGAACCGUUCGAAAGUGCGAUAUGUAUUAUAAUACGAGUUCGCGAAGUCUUUUUAGAAUAUCAGAGAGAGAGAGAGAGAGAGAGAGAGAAAAGUUCUCGCGAUAAGUAAACAAGUCGCGGUCGCGAGCAGCAUGAUCGCGAACGAUGCUGCCUAGGAUUUUUAGUUUUUCAGAGGAAGAAGGUGGCGACACUGCCGAUUCUUUAGACAUUAAACCACCACAAGCAGUUGUGCGCCACCAUAAGUCGAGCUCAUCUCGUCGAAGAGAGAAGCACAGCGACAGGAGAAGUCGCAGAGAUGAGAAAGAACGCAAGUCGCGUCAACACGAUCGCGAGGACAGGCAUAGAGAUAAACACAGGCAUCGUAGGCAUGUCGGAGAGCCUCUGGAGAGAUCCGAGCGUUUGGAAAGCUCCAAGAGAACUCGCGACAGAAUGGAACGUAUAGACAGGAUGGAGAGUCACUCGCGGGACAGAGAAUCGUCUAGGCAUGAACGUAAGGAAAGAAGUACAGGAGACCGUGUCCUGGAGGACUUGAGAGAAAGGUUACUAGAUAAAAGGCGGGAGAGGCGGGAAGAGCCGCGCGAUAUUCGCGACUAUAAGAUUGAAUCUCGUCGCGAAUUGCGGCUGGAGGACACGAGGGAGAUGCGUGAGUCGCGCGAUCGUCGGGACGUGCGGAUGGAGGAUGUCCGAGAACGCCGUGAAAUGCGGGUCGUGGACGACGGUGGUAGCAGGGAUCGUCGCGAGAUUCGCGUAGAAGAGCAGAGACACAUACGGAUGGUCGUGGACGAGCCGUUUUCGGAGAACGAGCUGAUAGAGCGGCCCGAGAAACGUCGCAAGAGGUCUCACAAGCACGAGAGGAUGCGCGAGAGGGACCAGGAGAAGAUGGAACGUGAGAAAGAGCAUCGGGAGAAGCAGCUGCGCGAAGCAAUGGAGAUCGUUAACGACGAUAUCAGCGAGCUGGAAGUGCAAAAUGAGAUACCGAUACAGCUCAAGGAUCCCAAAGAGAUGACGGAGCAGGAGCUGAGGAAGGAGAGGCUUCUGGAGGCCGACCGGGAAAUGGCCAGGAGGAAGGAAGUCUCUCGGAUCGAGCUGGAAGCGAGAAGGAUGAAGAGGGGCGAGAAGCGGCCGUUGAGCCCGGAACACAAUCCGGAUCCUUCCGUCGUCGAGCUGUCGGACGAGAGCGCCAGUCCCGCUCACUCCGAAGGUGCGCAUUCCAAGUCGCUGGAGUCCCGGCACUCGUCCGAGGGUGAGAGGAGCGUACGCGACAGAUCGUCGGACCGGCGCUCGUCCGACUCCUCGGAGUCUAGCAGCGACGACGACGACGAGUCCAAUGAGUCGAAUAAAGGCUCCAAUGGCGAUUCCAACGACGCCUCGGACUAUAACAAUCCGAGUCCUCUUUCUGUGGACCGAUUAGCGAAAUCGGAUCAUUCGGACGGCGAAUCCCCCGGCCACGUAGACUCCAAUAACGCGGCUAAGACCGUGGAGAAGGAGGAGAAGAAGAAGGAGGAGGAGCAGCAGGAGCCAGAGUUACCGCCGUAUCUACCGGCUAUUCAAGGUUGCAGGAGCGUCGAGGAGUUCCAGUGUCUGAAUCGCAUCGAGGAGGGCACGUACGGAGUCGUGUACAGAGCGCGCGAUAAACGCACCGGCGAGAUAGUCGCGUUGAAGCGGCUGAAGAUGGAGAAGGAGAAGGAUGGCUUUCCGAUCACGAGUCUGAGGGAGAUCAACACUUUGCUGAAAGCGCAGCAUCCCAACAUCGUCGUCGUCCAGGAGAUAGUGGUAGGCAGCAACAUGGAUAAGAUAUUCAUCGUGAUGGAAUACGUGGAGCACGACUUGAAGUCCCUCAUGGAGACCAUGAAGCAGAAGAAACAGGUAUUCAUACCUGGGGAGGUAAAGUGUCUUAUGCAGCAAUUGUUGCGCGCGGUCACGCAUCUGCACGACAAUUGGAUACUGCACCGUGACCUAAAGACGUCCAAUCUGUUGCUCAGUCACAGGGGCAUCCUGAAGGUCGGCGACUUUGGCUUAGCUCGAGAGUACGGUUCCCCCUUGAGGUAUUACACGCCGAUCGUGGUGACGCUUUGGUACAGAGCCCCCGAGUUAUUGCUAAGCAAUAACGACUACAAGUACUUGUACAGUACACCUAUCGACAUGUGGUCCGUUGGAUGCAUCUUCGCCGAGCUCCUGCGAAUGGAGGCGUUGUUCCCCGGCAAGUCGGAGUUGGAUCAGUUGAACAAGAUAUUCAAAGAACUGGGAACCCCGAGUGAAAGAAUCUGGCCGGGGUACAGCAGAUUACCCGUGGUUCAAAAGACCACGUUUGCGCAUUAUCCUGUCAACAGUCUGCGACAAAGAUUCAGCCUGUCGUUGUCCGAACUGGGUAUCGAGUUGUUGAACAAAUUUUUGACGUACGAUCCUCGUCAGCGUGUGACCGCCGAGGACGCCCUGGGUCACGGAUAUUUCACGGAAGUGCCAUUGCCGAUCGAUCCGCAGAUGUUCCCGACGUGGCCUGCGAAGUCGGAGCAGGGAGUGAGAACCACGAACGCAUCCCCCAAGCCGCCGAGCGGUGGCAAAGAGUACAAACAGUUGGGCGACAGCGACGACGCUGAUUUGAGCAACUCUGGCUUUCACAUGGGACUGACGGAGAGCGGCAGGGCUCCACCCGUCGGCGGCGGCUUCCAUUUGAAAUUCUAAUCGUGCGCGCUAUGCGCUCCGACGGGGAUUUCCAUUGGACAUAAUAAUAUGUACAUAAUACGCGCUGUAUUUAUUUGUACGCAAUAAGUAUAGUUAGUAGCCUGACGCCGAGUGAUAGACGAGUGUACACUUCCAUUCUGUAUGACUGUACACUUCGAUUGACUUACGAGAUACAGUGACGAUAAUUAUCGCGUGAGGAUCGAGAAAUGGCAGUUCUGCGCGAUCGGUUUUCUCAUAACCGAACUCAUGCAUUUAUAACGUUAAAGCGUAGUCUACAAUAGGCAGUAGGAGUAUGUUCAUAAGAGGUAAGAACAAGAAAUUGACCAAUCAUAUUCGAAUGUAAAGAGAAUAAUCGACUAUGAUUUGUUAAUUUCUU
This is a messenger RNA of Dinoponera quadriceps, 3252 nucleotides long. It is a transcript of the gene Pitslre, whose product is annotated as cyclin-dependent kinase 11B. The record is from RefSeq and is a predicted model, not a curated record. Gene Ontology annotation, molecular function: ATP binding; cyclin-dependent protein serine/threonine kinase activity. The transcript is spliced from 9 exons. Gene Ontology annotation, cellular component: nucleus. The coding region runs from base 339 to 2876 and encodes 845 amino acids. NCBI's taxonomy places the organism in Eukaryota, Metazoa, Arthropoda, Insecta, Hymenoptera, Formicidae. Gene Ontology annotation, biological process: regulation of mitotic cell cycle; protein phosphorylation.